AUGGCUUCGGAACAAAAAAAGAACGCGCCUGAGAAUAAAGAGCGGAGUUUACAGAAACAAAAUAUUCCCGUACAACUAACAGACUUGUCCAUUUUCGACAACACAUUCGCGUUUAUGAAAGAACAAUUCGCCGAGGAAAUGAGACGCAUAGAACAGCAUAUGAGCAAAUUGAGCAAUGAUCUAAGCAAGCUUUACGGUCAGACUUCAACGGUUCAAACAGGUAUUGUGCAGAACGCUGAUAAUGUGCUUUCCAAUUGGGACGUGCUUACCAAUUCACCCCUAGUUCAGGGCGAGGGCGAGGAGAAAAAAUUGAAGUUACAAUUUGAUGUCAGCCAAUUUGAUCCUACAGAGAUAACUGUAAAAGUAACAGACGAUUUGUUAAUCGUCUCAGCGAUCCACGAAGAGAAGACUGACGACUCAAUGGUCUACCGAGGGUAUAAUAGGGAGUUCAAGCUUCCUCCGGGAAUAGACCCUGAGCAGGUUUUAUCUUCAUUGUCUCGAGAUGGAGUCCUCACGGUUGAGGCUCCACUACCGAAUUUAAUGCUAAAACAAGACUAA
Molecule: messenger RNA, 558 nt
Organism: Spodoptera exigua (beet armyworm)
Lineage: Eukaryota; Metazoa; Arthropoda; Insecta; Lepidoptera; Noctuidae
Source: the annotation of a GenBank genome assembly